AAAAGAAAAUAGUAAACGUCAUUACUGUGAGUUGGAAGUAUGGUGAAAAAUUAGUCCUCUGUUCGUAAAGUUUUGGUCCCAAAUCUACUGUUUGUGCAUCGGAAUUCAACACCCGCACCGAAAUGUCUCCUCCGGGCAACGGAAUCUUCGUCGUCCGGGGCGAAAUGUCCAUCCUGACGACGGCAAUGCGCCGCGGUUCUCGAUGGAACUCGAACUCCUAUCAGGAUGACGAUAAAGAUGGACUGCUUAAAAAUUUCCACGAUUUGAAAGAGAAGCUUCUGCAGCUGGAAGAUUUACGGCUGGUUGAACCAGCCGUGUUCCUCGGACCAUUCCUGGAAGUUAUCCGAUCUGAAGAAACUACUGGUCCCGUUACGAGCUUGGCUCUGUCAGCGGUUAACAAAUUUCUGUCCUACGGACUGAUUGACCCGACACAUUCGACCCUGGCUGCCACAGUGGAGAGCAUAGCGGACGCUGUGACACACGCGCGCUUCGUAGGAACCGACCAAACCUCGGAUGGGGUUGUGCUGAUGAAAAUAGUACAGGUCCUGAGGACGCUUUUGUUGAGCCCGGAGGGGAGCGCUCUGUCGAAUGAAAAUGUCUGCGACAUCAUAUUGAGCUGCUUCCGGUUGUGCUUCGAGCCCCGUUUGAAUGAACUGGUGAGGAAAACCGCUGAGAAUGCUUUGAAGGAUAUUGUGCUGCUGCUGUUCAUGAGACUUCCCCAGUUUGUGGAGGGAGGUAAUUUUAACCUCAAGUCGCUGAAAAUGCGUUCCAGUUCCAUGGAUCAGAGCAGUAAGAAGCGAAAAGUCAGCAGAACGGACGCGAAACCUACUAUUACCGUUCCUAAGAUAGUGACGAGUGAAGAUCUAUCCCAGGAGCAAACAGAACCGACCACUCCGGUGGCGAUUAAUGCUCCCAAAGCAUUGAAGCCACCCCCGCUAUCAACAACACCAGCGACUCCCGCAGGGACAAUUGUGGAUAUGCAAGGAGCGAUUUCCCAAACUCCAAAAAGCAGUCAGGAACCGAAAACUGAAUCGACAAUACCGGAGGAGGCUGAUAUACAAUCGCAACUGGAAUUGCCUCUGGAUAACACACAGGCGGACGCGGAGGAAACUCCGCCGGAGUCUUUCGUUAAUGCAGUGGGUGUUCGUUUCACCCAGCAAACCGACGAAGAAGUUGCAGGCCCAACGCCACAUCUGCCGUAUGGGUUGCCCUGUAUUCGUGAACUCUUUCGUUUUCUCAUAUCCCUCUGCAAUCCGCUGGAUAAACAGAACACCGAUGUGAUGAUCCACAUGGGCCUCACACUUCUCACUGUAACGUUCGAAGUUGGUGCGGAUAGCAUUGGGAAAUACGACUCACUGCUGACGAUUGUGAAGGACGAUCUGUGCAAGAAUCUGUUUGCACUGUUGGCAACGGAGCGUAUAUCGAUUUUCGCAACGGAUCUCCAGCUUUGCUUCCUCAUGUUCGAAUCGCUACGGUCGCAGUUGAAAUUCCAGCUCGAGUAUUACCUCACCAAGCUGGCCGAUUUGAUAGUGAAUGAAAACCCAAGGAUUCUGUACGAAGCUCGUGAGCUUGCUCUGGACAAUUUGCUACAGCUCUGGCGCAUUCCGGGAUUCGCUGCCGAGCUGUACAUCAACUACGAUUGUGACCUGUAUUGUACCAAUUUGUUUGAGGACCUUACGAAGUUGAUGUCGAAGAACACACUUUCGGCUACGUAUUCGAUCUAUAGCGUUCACACGCUCUCAACGGACGCCCUGCUGACGAUUAUCGAAUCCAUCGAGAAAAACUGCUUACAGGCGAAAAAUGGAGAGAAAACGACGUACAUGCGUCAUUCGCGGAACAAUUCCAGCGUGGAUAAGAUUGUGCUGGAGCUAGGAGUGGGGCAGCCCCUCUCACCGAAAUCGGAACAAGGUGUUGCUAGUCCUCAAGACCCCGACGGAAACGACGUGGUGGUCGAAAGCAUCAACAAGUAUCUAAAAUCUAGUCAAAACGAGGACCGUCUGCGACAGAUUGCUAGCCAGGAGAGUGCUGGCGAUGGUACUGCUCUGAGCCAGGAGGAAUUGGCCGCCAUCAAAAAGAAGAAACGCCUGCUGACGCAGGGUACGGAUCUGUUCAACCAGCGUCCCGAGAAGGGCAUUCAGUUUUUGCAGGAAAAUGGUAUCCUCAAUAGCACCUUGGAUCCACUAGAAGUUGCCCACUUCCUGAGGGAGAAUUCCGGGCUGGACAAGAAAAUGAUCGGAGAGUAUAUUAGCAAAAAGAAAAACGUUGAAAGCAAGAUCCUGGAGGUGUUCGUCAAAUCGUUCGAUUUCGCUGGAUUGACGAUCGAUCAAGCGCUUCGGUUGUAUCUUGAGACAUUCCGGCUUCCGGGAGAAGCUCCGCUUAUUUUCCUCGUGAUGGAACAUUUCGCUGACCACUGGCAUAAAUGCAAUAACGAACCAUUCGCGAACACCGAUGCCGCCUUUCGUCUGGCGUACGCGAUCAUAAUGCUGAACAUGGAUCAACACAAUCACAACGCGAAACGACUGAACGUUCCAAUGACGGCAGAAGACUUUCUGAAGAAUCUGAGAGGAUUGAAUGGUAACUCGGAUUUUGAUCAGGAUAUGCUCACGAACGUUUACCACUCAAUCAAAAACGAAGAGAUAGUUAUGCCAGCCGAGCAAACGGGAAUAGUGCGAGAGAACUAUCUGUGGAAGAUGCUGCUGCGCCGUGGCACCACCAAAGAUGGCCUUUUCCAUCACGUGUUCGGUCCAAACCACGACCGCGAGUUGUUCCGUAUAAUCCAGGGAUCAACACUGGCGGCUCUCAGCUUUAUUUUCGACAAAAGCAACGACAACGCUCAACUGUAUCAGAAAUCGAUGAACGGAUUUAUAAAAUCGGCGGUGAUCGCUUCGCACUAUAAUCUACACAGCGACUUCGAUGCGCUCGUGCUGACGCUGUGCAAAUUCACCACGCUACUGAAUCCACCGGUGGAUGUGCACGAAAUCACAACCAAUGUGUUGUUCGGUCAGAACGCGAAAGCUCAGUUGGCGAUGAAAACAGUAUACGCGCUGAUCCAUGCCCACGGGGAUUGUAUGCGGGAGGGGUGGAAGCACAUUGUUGAAGUAGUGCUACAGUUGUUCAGACUUAAACUUCUACCAAAAUCGCUGAUGGAAGCGGAGGACUUCUGUGAGCCUGGCGGCAAGGUAGCGCUUGUCCGCGAGCAAAACCAGUUACCCAAAACGGACGCCGGUCUGUUGAGCAGUCUGUAUUCUUACCUCAGCAACGACAGCCAGCGGCAGCCUUCCUACGAAGAGCAGGAAAUCAUUAAACUUUCCAAACGUUGCAUCAAGGAGUGCCAAAUCGAUCAAAUAGUGAACGAAUCAAAGUUUUUACAUUUCGAGUCGCUUGUCGAGCUUGUCAACUGCAUGCUCGGGAUGAUCAAAGCUCCUGAGAGCCACAAGUCAGUGGGCUUACCGUACGCUGAAAAUACGGUUGUAUUUUUGAUGGAACUUCUGGUGAAGAUUUUGAUACAGAACAGAGAUCGUCUGCUCCCCAUUUGGAAGCCCUGUCAAGAUCAAUUCUAUCUUCUACUAAACGGAUCGUCAUCCUGCGAUUAUACCUAUCUGUUGCAGCGAACCACUGUUGCGAUACUGAAAUUGGCCAUCUAUCUGAUGCGAAACGAGGAAAUCUGUUCCACCAUUCUUCAAAGCCUGCGAAUGCUACUCAUGCUCAAACCCACUGUAAUUCUAUCAAUUUCAAAACCGGUCUCCAUUGGAAUCUAUGAGCUGCUAAAAACAAGCGCCCAGAACAUUCAUUCCGAAGCGGAUUGGGUGAUUGUGUUUACGAUUCUCGAGUGCGUUGGUGCGGGAGCUAUGCCACCAGAGUACGACGAAGCACCGGUCGUCUCCGGAACGAAAUCCGAUGGUGCUCUCAGUAGCGAGGAAGACUCGGGACUGCCCGACCGUGGAUACAUAUCGGAUUCGGAGUUGAACACCGUCGUCAAGAGUUCGCAUUCGUCGAAUUCCUGUACGCCUCUGGUCAGUCCUACCGGUGACAAUUGGAUACUGGUUAAUAAGGACGCCGAUAUUGUUUCGUCCCGGUCGACCUCCCCGAAGCACACGAUCCAAUAUCACUGCAAGCUGCUGGAGCAUUCUCCCUUCGCGCUAGUCAAAUGCUGGGAAAGUUUAUCCUUCAUCGUACGAAACGUGGCCCACAUCACACCGUAUAACUUUGAGCGCUGCGUGCGCUGUAUUCGAACCUUCGUGGAAGCGUCGAUGAAUGAUGGCAAGCAGAAACGUCGCCGGAGCCGCAGUGGGAAGUGUUCCAGGAGCCGGAAUCGUAAGAACGAUAGUAGCGACAGUGAAUCGGAGGACACUCCGGAAGCGUAUGAAUCGAUUUCGAUUCAACUGUUGGAUUUGAUGCAUACGCUGCACACGCGAACGGCACAGAUCUUCCGUUGGUGGGCCGAAGAGGGAGGCGCCCUGCCACAGUGCUCCGCACUAUGGUCACAGGGAUGGUGUCCACUCUUGCAGGGUAUCGCACGUUUGGCAACCGAUCAGCGGAGACAGGUCCGAACAAGUGCAGUCACGUGUCUACAGAGGGCGCUGUUGGUGCAAGACCUGCAAACUCUAACCGGGUUAGAAUGGGCCGGUUGUUUCAAGCAGGUUCUCUUCCCGCUUCUGUCGGAAUUGCUCAGUGAGAAGCCAGUCAAACCGGUGGAUGCUGGUUUGCUGGAGGAAUCGCGUAUGCGAACCGCAACCAUCAUGUCGAAGGUAUUUCUGCACCAUCUGACGCCUCUGAUUGCGCUGGCCGGCUUCAACGAACUGUGGCUCGAGAUACUGGAGUACUUCGAGUGCUUCAUGAAGAUCGGUUCGGAUCUGCUGUACGAGGCUGUGCUCGAGAGCUUGAAGAAUAUGCUGCUGGUGAUGCAUUCGGUCUGUGUUUUCCACAACAGUGACGGAGUGACCCAUUCCGUUCUGUGGGAUUUAACGUGGCAACGCAUAUCGGGCUUCCUCCCGAACCUCAAGGACGAACUAUUCCGGAAUGAUGCGGUGCAUUCAAGUAAAAUCAGCGUUGCUGCUCCUGCAGCACCACCAUCCCAAAAUGCGCUGACCAACACAGUUGAGCCACCUCCAGCCGUUCAACCCCAUUCUAACGUAGAUUUGCUUCAACUUCAACCAACGAUCGCUAGCCCUCCGGGUGAAUUAGAACGAGUAACAACGGGGACAAACAAUUUGCUAAUCAACAACACAAGCAUCCUUAAUCCACCACCGAUGAUUUCUCAAAUGCAGACACCUGUUCUGGUACCAAAUCUAAUAAAUGCCCCACCUCCGAUAAUCCCAGCAACGCAAACAUAUUCAUCACCUGUUCCAUCCCACGAUGGAAUCGAGUUAGAGAGCAGUCCGCAACACAACACGAACCGAUACUCGAACAUCAUCGAGCUACCGGUAACUCCAUCGCCGCCCCCCUGCGCGUUAGAACAAAACACUGUCGCGGAGCCAGAACCCCAACACCCUGCUACAAUGGACCCAACACAGCCUGUGAUUCCACGAAGUCACCUUGUGGCGGGCAAUCAGUAUCCUUCGCUGCAUAACGUUCCCAUCGGAAUCGCCCAGAGUUUCGCGCCAAUAUUCGUCCAACCGAAUCAGGGGUCCGCUGAGGGUGCCGAUAUUUACACCGACUACAUCAACGAUCCGUACAAUCUGACGUUGCAGUUCGAUCGGAAUGCAUCCGACCAGCAGCAAUCUUCGCCUCCACAGGAACCACAACUCUCAACGCAAGCGAAGCCACAAAACGAACCGUUUCUAUCGUCCAACUAUUUCGGCACGAUGCAGUUCGGUUCGGGCCGGAUACCACCAGGUUCGGAAAUGUUAUUUGGUGAACCCUAGAGAGCUGGACUCAUUUCUCACCGUCGGGUAAUCUAAUAUGGUUUCUUUUGCUUUUCUCUUCUGUCGACAUUCCUUACAUGCCUUCACAUGGAUCCAAUUAUCAAUCAAUGCGCGGUUAGAAGUGGACGAAGAUCAGAACUAACUAACCGUUUACCAAGUUACGUUGGAAGAUUCGUAGAGUACCGACCGGAUAUAUGUUUUUAACUGUGCUAGGCUAAAGAUAGCUCUGAGCAUAUCGCGACAACGCUGUCGUACGUGUGUUUAGCUGAGAAAUGAUAGAAAUUUUAGGGAAAAAAUAUUUUUCGUUUAUUCCCGAUCGCUAUUUGUUUCUGUUUUAUCCGCAAAACUGUUAAUACAUAUAUACAUAUACCUACAUGUUAUACACUCUUGUAGAACGAGAAAUUUUCCGGGUGUGUGUGUGUGAAUGUUUUUGCUAGCACUAUGAACAAUAGAUCAACAUAUUGAACACAACAAAUGUUCCACAAGGAGGGACUUCUUUUUAGUUAGUCGAUUUGAAAUUUCUGUUCGUAAAUAUCUUUCAUUACGAUUGUAACUACCCUUAUUUUAUUCCACAGAAAAGAAGAGUAUAGAUAUACACAUACACGUAACGAUGUGAGGAUAAAGCUAUUAUGAACUUACCAAUAAAUAAAACCACAAGUGAAAAACGACGAAUCAUGACUGUUGUGAUU
Toxorhynchites rutilus septentrionalis is the source of this 6553-nucleotide messenger RNA. It is a transcript of the gene garz, whose product is annotated as Golgi-specific brefeldin A-resistance guanine nucleotide exchange factor 1. Gene Ontology annotation, molecular function: guanyl-nucleotide exchange factor activity. Bases 123 to 5864 code for a protein of 1913 amino acids. The record is from RefSeq and is a predicted model, not a curated record. The transcript has 10 exons. NCBI's taxonomy places the organism in Eukaryota, Metazoa, Arthropoda, Insecta, Diptera, Culicidae. Gene Ontology annotation, biological process: regulation of ARF protein signal transduction.